Messenger RNA from Oryctolagus cuniculus (rabbit), 753 nucleotides. It is a transcript of the gene METTL26, whose product is annotated as methyltransferase like 26. The record is from RefSeq and is a predicted model, not a curated record. NCBI's taxonomy places the organism in Eukaryota, Metazoa, Chordata, Mammalia, Lagomorpha, Leporidae.
AUGCUGGUGGCGGCGGCCGCCGAGCGGAACAAGGAGCCCAUCCUGCGCGUGCUGCUCCAGUACGUGGACCCGGCCCAGCGCGGCGUCCGCGUGCUGGAGGUGGCCUCGGGCUCGGGCCAGCAUGCUGCCCACUUCGCGCGGGCCUUCCCCUACGCCGAGUGGCAGCCGUCCGACGUGGACCAGCGCUGCCUGGACAGCAUCUCCGCCACCACGCGGGCCCAAGGGCUGCCCAACGUGAAGGCCCCGCUGUACCUGGACGUGACCUGGGACUGGGAGCAGUGGGGCGGGAUCCGGCCGCAGUCCCUGGACCUGCUGCUCUGCAUCAACCUGACGCACAUCAGCCCCCUGUGCUGCACCCAGGGGCUCUUCAGGGCCGCUGGCCACCUGCUCAAGCCCGGGGCUCUGCUCAUCACCUACGGCCCCUUCGCUGUCAACGGCAAGAUCUCCCCCCAAAGCAACGUGGAUUUCGACCUGACGCUCAGAUGCAGGAACCCGGAGUGGGGGCUGCGGGACACGGCCCUCCUGGAGGACCUGGGCCAGGCCAGCGGCCUCCUCCUGGAGAAGAUGGUGGACAUGCCGGCCAACAACAAGUGCCUGAUCUUCCGGAAAGCGUGACCCCCCCGCCCCCCACCCCAGGUCCCUGCUGAGGCUCUGCUGGGCCCCCACGCGGGUCUCCAGACCCCGCCCCCCCGGGCCCCACCUCGCUGGGUAUGCGGCCGGCACCGGCCUCGGAAUAAAGUCUCUCCGGCUGCC